UUUCUUAAGGACACAAACAGAGCAUAAGGGAGAAAGAAGAACAAGAGAUGAAUUUUGUCAGUUUUAACAGAAGCAGAUGGAAGAAGAAGGCCUCAAAUAGGCCUUUAAUUUUCUCUAUUUCCCUCAUUCUUUUGGUCUUCUUCUUUUGCUCCAUUUCUUACACAAGAGGACCUUUCUCUGUCCUAACAAUUUCAAAUAAAACUCUUAAAUCUCAGUUACCCCAAUGCAGCAGAGAUACCCUUGGGGAGAAUUUUCUCUGGUUUGCUCCUCACAGUGGUUUCAGCAAUCAGCUGGCAGAGCUCAAGAAUGCCAUCUUAAUUGCAACUAUUCUGAAUCGAACCCUGAUUGUUCCCCCUAUUCUAGAUCAUCAUGCUGUUGCUUUGGGGAGUUGUCCCAAAUUUAGGGUUUCGGAACCAAAAGAACUUCGGAUGGCUGUUUGGAACCAUAUAAUUGAGCUUCUUCAGAGUCACAGGUAUGUUUCCAUGGGUGACAUUGUGGACCUUGCUUCCCUGGGUCCUUCCACGGUUAAAACUAUUGAUUUCAGGGUGUUUGCCUCAUUAUGGUGUGGAAUGAAUGUAGAUCUUUCUUGCUUUGAUGUGUUGAAGGUGGGAGACCCUUUCCUUGAUAACUUAAGAAAGUGUGGUUCACUGCUCUCCGGAAUGGAUGGCAAUAUAGAUAAGUGCGUUUAUGCAUUAGAUGAAGAUUGCAGAACUACAGUUUGGACUUACAAUGAAAAUGAUGAAAAUAAGGAGUUGGAUUCCUUCCAACCUGAUGAACAACUCCAGAAGAAGAAGAAAAUUUCCUACAUUAGGAGACGUAGAGAUGUAUACAAGACCCUUGGACCUGGGUCAGAAGCUGCAUCAGCCACUGUCUUAGCUUUUGGAAGUCUCUUCACUGCUCCAUACAAAGGUUCCCAGCUAUAUAUUGAUGUCCAUGAUGCACCAAGAGAUCAUAGAAUACAGUCUUUGCUUCAGAAGAUUGAAUUUCUUCCGUUUGUCCCUGAAAUUAUGAGUGCAGGAAAGCAGUUUGUGGUUGAGAGGAUAAAGGCCCCUUUCCUUUGUGCGCAGCUUAGAUUGUUGGAUGGGCAAUUCAAGAAUCACCAAAAGGCUACUUUUUCAGGGCUUAAGCAGAAAGUUGAAUCUCUAAGGCAGAAGAGUCCUCUCCCUGUCCAUAUUUUUGUAAUGACUGAUCUUCCACAAGCUGACUGGACAGGAAGCUACUUGGGGGACUUAGCAAGGGAUUCAGAUUCGUACAGGCUAUAUAAUCUGCAGGCAGGGAAUGAAUUGGUGCAACAGACUGCAGAGAAGCUCAUGGCUGCAGGACAUGGCAUGAGGUCUGGGUUUCUUGCCAGUCUUGGUAGAAGGAGUACAAUGAAGAACAAAUGUCCACACGGGAUAUUACCUGAUAUACUUCUAUACAUAGAGGAAACUAUUUGCAGCUGCGCUUCUCUUGGUUUCAUUGGGACUGCUGGAUCAACCAUUGCUGAAAAUAUACAGCUAAUGAGAAAAAAUGGCAUUUGCUCAGAUUCUGGGUCAUUCUGAAUUGUGAUCACUGAGUUUGGGUUUCAAGUUCAUUAAGUUGGGAUUGGUCUGCUCAAAGUCUUAUCAAUCCACAGUUCUUGGUUGGGUAUGCUAUAGCAGUGAGAGUUCCCGAAAAACUGAAAUUGGUUCACCAGGCCUCAAGAUUCCUGAAGCAUUAGUUCAUUGAUGCAUCUGUCCCACCACACAAGCUUGACACUUUGCACAUCUGAUGGAAUAGUCUCAAAUGGAGUAUCAUUCCCCUGGAUUUUGAUUAUAAACUCCAUGAGCACAUGCUGCAUACUCAAUUGAUGUUCUGGUGACUAGUAACAGCAGUAAAAUCCUUUCCUCCUUGUGGGUCCAAAACGGAAGAAACCAUUUCUUGAUUGGAAUACAUAUUUGAUUGAUCACAGGAA
This is a messenger RNA of Telopea speciosissima, 1933 nucleotides long. Its product is annotated as O-fucosyltransferase 30. NCBI's taxonomy places the organism in Eukaryota, Viridiplantae, Streptophyta, Magnoliopsida, Proteales, Proteaceae. The coding region runs from base 48 to 1541 and encodes 497 amino acids. The transcript has 2 exons. The record is from RefSeq and is a predicted model, not a curated record.